Molecule: messenger RNA, 1837 nt
Organism: Maylandia zebra (zebra mbuna)
Lineage: Eukaryota; Metazoa; Chordata; Actinopteri; Cichliformes; Cichlidae
Source: RefSeq, a predicted model, not a curated record
UGGAUCCCACUAAUGGAGGCAGUUUCAGUUUAGUCCAUGACUGCAUUUCACUCACUGCCUCUGUUUGUAUCUCAGUCACUGCAGGACCAACACGGAGCGAGAAGUCAGCGCUCUCAGGAGGCCGACAAACCUCACAGAAUAAAGGGAGAGAAAAAAUACAGCUGUGAUGAGUGUGGGAAGAAUUUUACCCAUCUUGGAAACUUUAAAGCACACCAACUGGUCCACAGUGGAGAUAAACCGUACAGAUGUGACUUGUGUGGGAAGAAUUUUACCCAGCAAGGACACCUAAAAUCACACCAAGUCAUUCACAGUGGAGUUAAACCAUACAGCUGUGAGUUGUGUGGAAAGUCUUAUACCCAUCCUGGAAGGUUAAAAACACACAAACUCAUCCACAGUGAAGAGAAAGCGUACAGCUGUGAGUUGUGUGGUAAAGCUUUUACUUGCAGUGGUAACUUACAGCGUCAUCAAGUUGCUCACUUUGGAAUUAAGGCGUACAACUGUGAUCAGUGUGGAAAAACUUUUGCUUGUAGUGGCCGCUUACAACGUCAUCAAUUUACCCACUCUGGAAUCAAGGCGUACAACUGUGAUCAGUGUGGAAAAACUUUUUCUUGCAGUAGCCACUUACAACGUCAUCAAGUUACUCACUCUGGAUUUAAAGCAUACAGCUGCGACUUGUGUGGAAAGUCUUUUAAUGAUCCUGGAAACUUGAAAAAACACCAACUCAUCCACAGUGGAGUUAAAUCGUACAUGUGUGAGUUGUGUGGAAAGUCUUUUACCCAGGCUGGAAACUUAAAAAGACACCAAGUCAUCCACAGUGGAGUUAAACCAUACAGUUGUGAGUUGUGUGGUAAAGCUUUUAGUUGCAGUAGCACCUUAAGACAUCAUCAAGUUACUCACUCUGGAAUCAAGGCGUACAGCUGUGAUCAGUGUGGUAAAGCUUUUGCUUUCAGUAGCACCUUACGACAUCAUCAAGUUACUCACUCUGGAAUUAAGGCGUACAGCUGUGGCAUUUGUGGAAAAACUUUCAGGACGCUAGGUUACCGCAAUAUUCACGUACGGAUUCACACCAGACAUGAUGUUUACUCCUGUGAUCUGUGUGGCAAACUGUUUACAACAUAUCCACACUUGCAACGCCACAAACUUACCCACACUGAGGAGAGACCUUAUAAAUGUGACCUGUGUGAAAAGGCUUUUAAAGAGCCACGUUUCCUGAGAUUUCACCGUCAGAUCCACACCAGAAAGAGACUAUAAGUGCAGUUACUGUGAGAAGCAGAGCGACACAGAUGGAUCCAGUUCUCCACCCUGUCGUCACUGUGGUGGUGGGAAAGCGUGUCAGUCAGCAAUGGAGUGUAAAACGACAUCAACGUACACAGAGUGGUGACAAAAUGAGCUACUGCAAAGAAUGUGGGAAAAGCUUCCCCACAUCAAGUGAAUUAAAAAGACAUGAAUUCUGUCACAGUGGGGUUAAAAAGCAGCUUCAAGAAUCUCAGUUCAUACUCCAAACAUGAACGAUCCCACGCUGUAAAUAGUUUUACUCUUACUAAUGUGCAAAAACAUUCACUUCAUUUUCUGCUCUGUGCAAACAUCAGCGUGAUCAUGCAGGACUGAAAUCACUGGAUCACAAUGGAUCUGAAGAGACAGUGAAUAAUCCUGGAUGUUAAAUUUAUGAAUCUGCAAGUAUAGAUAUCUACGCCAAGAUUUUUUCCCUUUCUUACAACCACUGAUCAAUGGCCAUGAGUACCAUUCGCAGAGAAUAGGGAUAUACGUGAAAAUGGAACGACCAUCUCUGAAUCGAGGAGGGGGCCUAAGGGUACAUCUUUCACCAUCUUACAACGCU